Pseudovirgaria hyperparasitica is the source of this 2606-nucleotide messenger RNA. RefSeq lists its product as uncharacterized. The transcript is spliced from 4 exons. The coding region runs from base 249 to 2606 and encodes 785 amino acids. Gene Ontology annotation, molecular function: protein binding. The record is from RefSeq and is a predicted model, not a curated record. NCBI's taxonomy places the organism in Eukaryota, Fungi, Ascomycota, Dothideomycetes, Acrospermales, Acrospermaceae.
CCAGGCUCCCAGCUGAGCUUGCUGCUGCCCUGGUGCCUUGCUUCACUUCGUCUCUGCAUAUUCACGCUUGUGUCAACAUCUCUAUCUAUACUACAUACUAAGUGUGGCUGCUAGCCAGACGCGCUUCUGUCGCUGCAUGGUUGAGGCCAUCAGUCUCAGGACGUGAUCAUGAGCGUAGAGCUCGCCCGCCUUCUAUAUAAUAGCACCUGUCCCAACGCGUAACUCGUCUCCUGCUGCUAUAACCCAAAAUGGGAGACCCUAUAUCAGUCGCGGGACUGAUCAUUGCUAUUGGACAAGUCACAGCUUGUCUGAUCGAUUACGGUAAAAAUGUUGCACACGCGGCGGACGACGUCGCGAGGUUGAGCCAGGAACUGUUCAGUCUCCAAGGAGCACUAGAAUACCUCCAAACCGAUGCGAACAGUAGAGUAUCUUCUGGCACUUCUCCAUUCCAGAUGACUCCGAGUUUUGAUGAGCAGAAGUUCUCCGAGAUGGUGACAAUGACACAAAGCUUUCUGCAGUCACUGCUCAAAGAUUUGGAGGAACCGAGGAAACGAGUAGCUCGACUAAUGAAGCGGCUGGAAUGGCCACUGAAGCGAACAGACGUCGACAAGCACUUUGCAAGACUUGAGCGUGCCAAGACUUGGUUUGUACUUGUUCUGACCACCGAAAGCAGUGGGCUUGUCCGUGAAAUUCAUUCGAGCAUGGAGGUUCUCUGCGCGACACUGGAACAAGACCUGCACGAAAGGCGACAGGUGAGAACAACACACGAGAACACUGCUAUGCUCUCCUGGCUGUGUCCAGUGAGCUAUACCACAACACAUAAGCAAAUCCGCGAGGGCCGUCGAUAUGAUGCCGGACAGUGGUUUAUGCAAGGCCCUCUCACUCAAUUUCUGAGUAAUCCGACCAGCUGUAGCCUUAUAAUGGUCUUAAAAGGCAAAUCUGGUUCUGGGAAAAGCACGCUGUGUUCAAGUAUUGUGGAUCACUUCACUCAUACACAGGAAGGUAUUCGCCUCGCCUACUUCUACUGCUCUGGUAGCAGUUUAGACUCUCAACAGACCGUCCACAUAAUGGGCUCUUUUCUUGCCCAACUUUGUCAGGCUGACGAAGCCAUUCAUGAUCGUAUACGGUCGGAUUACCUGACCGCGACAGCGAAGUCAUCGGGCUCGGAACCCCGAGCUCCUACACUCACAUAUGUAGAAGAUGCCCUGGUCGCAUGUUGCAAAAUCCUUGGACCCACUUUCCUGCUGCUAGAUGCUAUUAACGAGAGUGUCAGAAGCGAUGAAAUUAUAGAAUCCAUCAGUCGAAUCGUGUCCCAAACUCAACAUGUCCGGAUAGUGAUGACUAGUACAUCCGAUGAACAACAUAAGUUCUGGCACUCUCAACAAGCCCCUAUCCGGACUGUAUUAAUGGACCCUAUGUUGGUCUUCAGGGAUAUCCAAGCUCAUACAGAGCUUGAACUUGCUAGCAAUCCCAUUCUGCAUAAACUUAAGCCUGAGCUCAGAACCGAUAUCAUGAAUUCAAUCUGUGCUAAUGCAGACGGCUCCUUCCGCUGGGCACAAUUAACGCUGAGUCACCUGACUUCUCAGAGGACAGGCAAAGCGAUGCGCAACGCCUUGAGAGACCUUCCUCGAACGUUAAAGGAGAUUUACGCUAAUAUACUAACACGGAUUUCGCCCGAAGAUUCGCGUUAUGUUCAAGAGCUUCUGUUGUGGGUAGCGUUUGCUGAGAGGCCUAUGAAGUUGGACGAGCUCACUGAAGCAGUUAUCAUCACGGAGUGCGAAGGGGUACUCGAUGAAGACAGCAGAUUCCUGUCUCUCGACGAGAUCAUAAGAAAAUGUUAUGGCCUCCUGCAUGUUGAUAAAGGCACAGUAACCUUAUCACACGCCUCCGUAAAGGCCUUCUUGACCUCCGACUGGCUCGCUUCGUCAUAUAUCAACACGUUUUACUUGGACCCGAAGCAAGCAGAUACACUUAUCAUGCGGAGAUGCCUUGAAUAUCUCACAUUUCAGAACUUUCUCCCUGGAUACAGAUUCGGGCCGCAUGUGUUGCAUAAUCUCGUUGCAAACUACGCACUUCUUCCAUAUGUAGCCCUUCGCUGGGCUCAGCAUGGUGUAACCAGUACUCUCGAGAAAUCUGACCUCGCAAUGAUUCUCAAAUUCCUGAAUACGCGAAGUCUCCCAAAUGGUGGUAAUUUUGGAACCUGGAUACAGCUACUUCUACCUGAAGCACAGCCUCAUACACUUGCAAACACACAACCCCUAUAUUACGCAGCUUCCUUUGGUCUUACUCAGGUCGUCAAAGCAAUUCUUGCGGCGGAUCCCACGCAAAAAAUUGAUGCCAAAGGUGGCCGGCACAACUCAACUGCACUGUUCAUAGCGUGCUACAGAGGAUAUGCAGAGACUGCCGGGGUCCUUCUUCGCGGUGGCGCAAAUCCACGUAUUUUAGACGCUUGCGGUGAAAGUCCAAUUUCUUGGGCUGAAAGUUACGGGCCAUUGGAAUUGCGCAAAUUGAUGCGUGAUUGGAUCGCUCAUAAUCCAAGCCGAAGCCUUACAGCAUCAGAGACCGUCGUAGCGAUGAGGACGCGUCAACUCCCAACGCCUGACUAA